Messenger RNA from Psylliodes chrysocephalus, 2103 nucleotides. Lineage: Eukaryota; Metazoa; Arthropoda; Insecta; Coleoptera; Chrysomelidae. The record is from the annotation of a GenBank genome assembly.
CAACACUUCAGAAACAUUAUUUAAUAAUUAACGCAAGUUUAAUACGAUUUCCAUAUACAUUGACCCUUGCCAUCUUGAAUUUUAAAUCUGUCUAACCAAAAUUUUAUAAACAAGGUAUAAAAGACAAUGAGAACGGUAUUCAAUCGUUAGUUUAAGGUUUUAACUCAAAAAGAUCAAAUAUGUCGACUACAACCGCAGGUCCUGACCUAGUCAGCCCUGGUGGAGCCAAUUUGGCUACCAGCGUUUUUUACUUCCUCCUAGUACCAGCUGCAAUUCUAUUCUACGCUUACUGGAAAAUUUCCCGUAAACAUUUGAAUGAAUUAGCAGACAAGAUCCCAGGACCCGAUGGAUUACCUAUUAUUGGUUUAGCUUUGGAAUUCAUUGGUAGCUCAUCAGAAAUUUUCAAGAAAGUAUACGCAAGAUCUUUCGAGUUCGGAUCCACCGUCAAAUUUUGGGUCGGACCCAAACUACUUAUCUUCUUGGUCGACCCAAGGGAUGUAGAAAUCAUUCUGAGUAGUCACGUGCACAUCGACAAAGCUAGCGAGUACAGAUUCUUCAAACCUUGGUUGGGAGAUGGUCUCCUCAUCUCCACCGGUCAAAAAUGGAGGGCGCACAGAAAACUCAUAGCCCCCACUUUCCACUUGAACGUACUCAAAUCCUUCAUCGACUUGUUCAACGCUAACUCCAGAGAAGUCGUACAAAAACUCAAAAAAGAAGCAGGCAAAGAAUUCGAUUGCCACGAUUACAUGUCAGAAGCUACUGUUGAAAUUCUUUUGGAAACCGCUAUGGGUGUCAGCAAGAAAACGCAAGAUCAAAGCGGUUAUGACUACGCUUUAGCUGUCAUGAAGAUGUGCGAUAUCUUACAUAUCCGUCACACGAAGAUCUGGCUCAGACCUGACAUCAUUUUUAACUUUACCAAACACGCUACCAACCAAAAGGGGUUGAUUAACACCAUUCACAGCUUGACCAGGAAAGUUAUUAAGAAGAAGAGGGCUGAUUUCGAAAAAGGAAUCCGAGGAUCAACUGCUGAAGUACCAGAAGACGCCAAGACCCAGAAAUACGAAAAGAACGUCGCCUCCAAGACCGUCGUUGAAGGUCUGUCCUACGGACAAUCCGUUGGUCUUAAAGACGAUUUGGACGUAGAAGAUGAUGUAGGCGAGAAGAAGAGAAUGGCAUUCUUGGACUUGCUUAUUGAAGCUUCACAAAACGGUGUCGUAAUCAACGACGAAGAAAUCAAGGAACAAGUAGACACUAUCAUGUUCGAAGGUCACGAUACCACAGCUGCUGGAAGUAGUUUCUUCCUGUCCAUGAUGGGAAUCCAUCAAGAAAUCCAAGAUAGGGUUAUUCAAGAAAUUGACGAAAUCUUCGGCGAUUCUGACAGACCAGCUACCUUUGCUGAUACUUUGGAAAUGAAAUAUUUGGAAAGAUGCUUGAUGGAGACAUUGCGUAUGUACCCACCAGUGCCCAUAAUUGCUAGACAACUCAAACAGGACGUAAAAUUAGCUUCUGGAGAUUAUACAUUACCAGCUGGUGCCACCAUCAUUAUCGGUACUUUCAAGAUCCACCGUGACCCUAACACUUACCCCAACCCUGACAAAUUCGAUCCCGACAAUUUCUUACCUGAACGCAGUGCCAACAGGCAUUAUUAUUCUUUCAUUCCAUUCUCAGCUGGACCAAGAAGUUGUGUUGGUCGUAAAUACGCCAUGUUGAAAUUGAAAAUCCUUCUUUCAACAAUCUUGAGAAACUACAGGGUCCAAUCAGAUAUCCAAGAGAAAGAUUUCCAACUCCAGGCUGAUAUUAUACUCAAGAGGGCAGAAGGUUUCAAGAUCAAGCUAGAACCUAGGAAACGUGAACUUAGAGCGUAACUCCGAUGAAUAUUAUUUAGCUAAUGACAGUGAUUUUACUAAUUUAUAAUAGUUUUUAAGUUGUUUUUUUGAGUGUUUUGUAAUAUAUUUAGUUUAUCUGUAUUUCAAAUGCAAUAGUGAACAAGUUUCAUUACUAUUUUCGUUUUAUUUUUUAUAACCUUUAUUUAAACACCAAUCAAUAAGAUUUUAUGUAUAGGAAGAAAUAAUUUCUAGGCUAAAAUGUCAUUCUAUGGACAUU